Molecule: messenger RNA, 1254 nt
Organism: Anthostomella pinea
Lineage: Eukaryota; Fungi; Ascomycota; Sordariomycetes; Xylariales; Xylariaceae
Source: the annotation of a GenBank genome assembly
AUGGCCGAGACAACAACGCAGUGCGUUACCCAAGCGAAGGGCUCGAGGACACCUGGCCGCGGUGCGACCAUCAAUAUCCCCUGCUCGAGCGGACCGGCGAGUCGUCUGCGGAACGCUAUAGGCUUGCCGACACCAAGUCCAGUAACCCAGAACGGAAGCUUCGAGUUUGAUCGUGUGAUCAAGUCGGGCUACGUCCACAAAAGGACUCGGAGAACCAAGGCUUGGAAACAGGUAUUCCUUGUUCUUCGGCCGAAUUCGCUCUUCAUCUACAAAUCCGACAAUGAAAGCAAACUGCGCCAUAAGCUGCACCUACCAGACCUCUCGGCCGCCACACCACUCAAAGACCCGAAGCAGAGGCGCCAUAACCUCUUCGGACUAUUCUCUCCCGACAGGAACUACCAUUUCGAGGCGCCGAGCACGAAGGACGCGCAGGAAUGGAUCAGUCUGAUACGGCAGGAUGCGAGGAUAGAGGAAGAGGAGGAAGAGAUGUUUCUGGCGAGCCCCAUUGUCCGCCGCCAGUCUUAUGCUCCAGCUGCGUUAUUGAACGAAGGAGCCGAGAGACCAAAGGAUAUGCCAAUAACAACGGAUAGGGGGAGAGCAGUAGCGAGCUCGCCGGAACCCUGCGACCGUCCGGUCUCGAAGUCGGCAGCGUCAGCCAGUAGACGACUGUCGCAUCACGACUACUCUGGUAUGUCUGGGAACGAGCUGGCUUCGCAGUCGGACUUCUCAGACACGGAGCCUCAGAGAGCUCAUGGGGCCUCACUAGAGAGCUUCACGAUACCGUCUACUUCAGCGUCAGCGACACAACUAGGUUCCAGUUCAAAGAACCGCCCAAUGUUGGAAAAUCGAAACAACAGUCAGCUGAGUGGUCUCAAUAUCGAGCGUGAUCCAGACCGGGUUGUAUGGCAAGGCUGGCUCUGGUACCUCAAGGGCAAGCGUGGGGUCAGGCAGUGGAAGAACUGCUGGGCUGUCCUCCGGCCGAGAAAUCUGAUCCUCUACAAGGACGAAUCCGAGUAUACGGCUUCAUUCAUCUUGUCGCUGUCGACCGUGGUCAACGUGGUCGACAUUGACCCCGUCAGCAGAACAAAGCAGCACUGUCUACAGGUCAUCAGCGAUGAGAAGGGCUACCGUUUCUGCGCCCACGACGAAGAGACGCUAGUCCACUGUCUGGGCGCCUUCAAGAGCCUCCUGUCCAAGAGGAAGGAUUUGCAGGCACGGGCAGCCGCAUCUGGCAAUGUCGCGACGCAGCAAUAG